Molecule: messenger RNA, 2333 nt
Organism: Anolis carolinensis (green anole)
Lineage: Eukaryota; Metazoa; Chordata; Lepidosauria; Squamata; Anolidae
Gene: cenps
Product: centromere protein S
Exons: 5
Coding region: 115-534 (139 amino acids)
Biological process (GO): resolution of meiotic recombination intermediates; replication fork processing
Cellular component (GO): FANCM-MHF complex
Molecular function (GO): chromatin binding; protein heterodimerization activity
Source: RefSeq, a predicted model, not a curated record
GAGUGCUAAUUCCCUCAAAGGCGGUGUCGUCAUUUUGUGGGCGGAGCCUCGGCGGAAGCGGGAAACUCGAGCGUCGUUUGACUGAGGGGCGUUUAGUUUACCUCAGGCGCCGCCAUGGAGCGGAGGCGCAGCGAAGGCCUGGAUUCUGACGAGACGCAGAGGUUGAGAGCUGCUGUUCAUUAUACUGUUGGUUGUCUCUGUGAAGAAGUGAGCAAAGACAAAGAAACCCAGUUCAGUAAACAAGCCAUCGCAUGUAUUUCUGAGAUCACCUUCAGGCAGUGCGAAAUGUUUGCAAAAGACCUUGAAAUGUUUGCUAGGCAUGCAAAACGGACUACGGUUAAUGUUGAAGAUGUGAAGCUUUUGGCCAGAAGAAGCAAUUCAUUGCUGAGGUACAUCAGCCAGAAGAGUGAGGAGCUUGCUUUCAAUAAUCUGGAACAAAAAGAGAAAAAGAAGAAGAAAGCUGCCUCCAAGAAAGGGAGAAGAACCUCUGAUGAGCAAGUGGUGGCUGACAGUGAGAAUUUAAACACAGCCUAAUCUGUCUUUUCUAAUUUUCAAUGGAGUUGAGCAACUGUAGGAUGUCUGUUUGUUAUUUGUUUGUUUGUUGGUGCAAUUCCCUAUUGCUUGAGUUUCUUUUCAGUGAAUGCUUUGAACGUUUGGUAAAGCAAACUAUACAUAAACAAUCGUUUAUAAAUCUGUAAGAAUCUUUAUUGGGUCUUAUUAAAGACAUCAACAUAAUAAUACAUAAUAAUACAAUGGCAUAACUUAAACUUAAUAAGUAAACACACAUAAAAUCCAGCCAUUUCCAGGAGAGUUCAAGUUUCUUUUCAGAUGGGAAUCUACCGAUGAUUGAAAAAACUCACUUAUACAGUAGAGUCUCGCUUAUCCAAUCUUCGCUUAUCCAACAUUCUGUAUUAUCCAAAGCAGUUUGCCUUUUAGAAGUCAAUGUUUCUGUAGUCAGUGUUUUCAAUACAUUGCGAAGUUUUGGUGCUAAAUUCGUAAAUACAGUAAUUAUUACAUAAUGUUAUCAUGUAUUGAACAACGUUUUCUGUCCAUUUGUUGUAAUACAUGUUAUUUUGUGUGCUCAAUUUGUAAAAUCAUAACAUAAUUUGACAUUUAAUAGGCUUUUCCUUAAUCACUCCUUAUUAUCCAACAUUUUCGCUUAUCCAACGUUCUGCCAGCCCAUUUAUGUUGGAUAAGUGAGACUCUACUGUAUUUCUGUCAGAAUUGGAAGGAAAUGGCAACAUUUUGUGUAUGUUUCCUUAUCGGAUGUUAAGUUGUAAUAUUUUGUUUAGUUCUACAUACAUUUCUGUUAAUGUGUUGCACUUUCUGUAAACGUCAUUGUUAUUCUGAGUUGCUGUGAGUUUUCCAAGCUGUAUGGCCAUGUUGCAGAAGCAUUAUCUCCUGGCAUUUUGGCAGUCAUCCUCAGAGGUUGUGAGGUCUGUGGGAUUUAUAUAUCUGUGGAAUAAUGUCCAGAAUGGGAGAAAGAUCUCUUGUCUGUUGCAGGCAAGUGUCAAAUGUUGCAAUUGGCCACAUUGAUUAUCAUUAAAUGGCCUUUCAGCUUCAAAACCUGAUUGCUUUCUGCCUGCUUCCAGGCAUGAAACAAUCAGUGCUAGCUGAUGCCUCCCAACAAAGGAUUCCCCCAGGGAGAAGCAGCCAGGCUUUGAAGCCGAAAGGCCAUUCAGUGCUAACCAAGCUGGCCAAUUGCAACAUUCACACUUGCCUCAAGCAAAUAAGAGUUCUUUCUCCCACCCUGGACAUCAUUCCACAGAUAUAGAAAUCCCACUUGCCUAUUUUUCAGCAGACCUCACAAUCUCUGUGGAUGCCUGUCAUAGAUAUGGGUGAAAUACCAGGAGAGAAUGCUUCUGGAAGAUGGCCAUACAGCCCGGAAAACUCACAAUAACCGAGUGUUUCUAGCUAUGAAAGCCUUCGACAACACAUUGUUAUUCUGUUUUUUACUUGUUUCAUCAUUGUUUUGGGGAUGAUCUUUUGUAUUUUAUGCACUUAUGGUUGAGGCCUUGCUCCUUCUGUAUUUGUCUUUGCCAUAAGAAAGUAUUACAUUCGGAUAGUUUGAGAGGACACGAGCUGCUGCCUUACUUCUGACACACUGCCUUUUGAUAUCUAUUUGAAAAAGAAAUGCAGUUGGAUUUUUUUUUUGCCCCGCUUCAUUGCAAAAAAGCACUUUUGCUUACAAUUAGGCAAUUAAGCUAGAAUAUGUUCUUUUCUCAGUAGCUGAGAAAUUCAUUUCAGAUUGAAUUGCCCUUGGGGAUAGUUUUAACUGUUUUAUGAAGUUUGAAGAUGAUUAUUUCAAAAUAAAACCCAGAACUUAUUUCCUA